Eriocheir sinensis (Chinese mitten crab) is the source of this 825-nucleotide messenger RNA. It is a transcript of the gene ND-PDSW, whose product is annotated as NADH dehydrogenase [ubiquinone] 1 beta subcomplex subunit 10-like. The record is from RefSeq and is a predicted model, not a curated record. The transcript is spliced from 4 exons. The coding region runs from base 171 to 653 and encodes 160 amino acids. NCBI's taxonomy places the organism in Eukaryota, Metazoa, Arthropoda, Malacostraca, Decapoda, Varunidae.
AGUAACUUACUGUGCGCAGUCAAAUAUAUAAGUGUAUAGAGUAUACCGAGGAGCUAAGAAGAGAUACAAAGCGGAUCAGCUCAAAGGAAGAAGAAGGGUUGGCUACACUGCGGAACAGCUCAAAGGAAGAAGAAGAGUUGGCUGUACUGCGGUCAGCUGUGGAGAACAACAUGGGGGACAACCGGCCCAUCAACGCCUUUGCCCAGUUCACGGAGGCCGUGAACAACGCGUUCGACCGGCCCACCACCUGGUUCAGAGAGAAUGUGGUGUCCAAGAACCGUCCACAAUACCCCUGGUACCACCAGCAGUACCGUCGUGUGCCCACUAUUGACGAGUGCUACACCGAUGAUAUAGUCUGCUUUAUUGAGGCCAAUGAACAGUACAAGCGAGACAAACAAGUGGAAAGUGAAAUCCUGAGCAUUAUGCGACAGAGGCAAGAGGACUGCAUUGUGUAUGAGAGAGAGGACCACCGUGUCAAGUGUGCCACUAUCAUGGAGGAGUACAACAAGGCAGCUGAAAACUGGUUCAUCAAAUAUGGCGACCUUGGCGUGUAUGGAACUGUGAAGGACGCGUACAUGAAACAGAAGCACCGCCUCAUUUGGGAGCGGCGCCACGGGAAAGUAGGUUCUGGCAUGAAGACCAACAUGGACUGAGACAUGGAAGCUGCUAGGCACCAGGGGUCUACCUACCUCCCUCAUUUUGGUAGAUAUUUUUCAUCAAAUGGCUACGCUGGGAGCCCAGCUCCCUCAUGUCUUUGAAUUAAGGUUUCUAGUAUAUGCUACUAGCAUUGUAAAUAUGUGUUGCUAAUAAACCAACUUCUUAUUU